AUGGGUGAAAGUGAAUUGACAGGGGCAACAAAUUUAAUGGCCUAUUACAAUCUAGAACAUUCCUAUAACAAAUUCUGUGGUCGAAAAAUGAAGGAUCAAUUAAGUGCCUUCUUACCAAAUUUACCCGGAAAUAUUGACAUUCCUGGUCAUCAAGAUAACAGUUCCUUGCGUUCUCUCAUUGAAAAACCUCCAAUUGGUGGAAAAGAGUUGUUACCAUUGAUGGGAGCUCAGUUAACAGGAUUCAGGCUGCAUGCAGGUCCUUUACCCGAACAGUAUAGACUGAUGAAUCAGCAACCUCAGAAAAAGAAACACAAACACAAAAAGCAUAAACACAAGGCUGGUGAGAUGCCUUCUCAAGAAUCUCAACAAGAUUCUGCAACCGAUAAUACUCAUGAGAAGAAGCAUAAGAAACAAAAACGCCAUGAUGAAGAAAAGGAAAGGAAGAAGAAGAAAAAAGAAAAGAAAAAGAAAAAGCAGAAGCACAGCCCAGAAGGAACCGUAGCUCCCGUCAACUCCCUCCACGCUAACGCAAUUAUUAACUCGAAUACUUUUUUAUUAACGGAAUCGAGACUCUAAACGAUCCGCCGUCUUUGCUUUUUCAUUGUUUACAUGAGACACAACUUAAAAGAGGAAGAGAGAGAGAGAGGAUUCACAAUACGUUUCUGCCAAUAGAAGUCCAUUACAUUGAAUUUUCUGAAACACACUCAUCAAUCAUCAUAUUAUAAUUUAUAAGAUUUGUUAAUGGCAACAAUUUCACAAAAACAUUUUCAACAAUUUCCUGAUUUUGAUAACCAAAAAAUAAAAAAA
Molecule: messenger RNA, 807 nt
Organism: Centruroides sculpturatus (bark scorpion)
Lineage: Eukaryota; Metazoa; Arthropoda; Arachnida; Scorpiones; Buthidae
Product: mediator of RNA polymerase II transcription subunit 19-like
Exons: 7
Coding region: 1-576 (191 amino acids)
Biological process (GO): positive regulation of transcription by RNA polymerase II
Cellular component (GO): mediator complex
Molecular function (GO): transcription coregulator activity; transcription factor binding
Source: RefSeq, a predicted model, not a curated record